Molecule: messenger RNA, 2827 nt
Organism: Anthonomus grandis grandis
Lineage: Eukaryota; Metazoa; Arthropoda; Insecta; Coleoptera; Curculionidae
Exons: 2
Coding region: 1731-2300 (189 amino acids)
Molecular function (GO): nucleic acid binding
Source: RefSeq, a predicted model, not a curated record
UCCGGCAUCGGCUUUAUCAAACAUUUGUUAAUACCUGCAGCAUCAUUGGGAGCUUGAAAAGGUCUAGCCAGUUGUUUUCUUGCCUACACUUCCAUGAUUUGCAGGGAAAAAGUUAUACCGUUGCAUGAAUUUUUAUGCCGUAAUUUGGCGGCUUAUUUGCUUUGUAUUGGCGGGAAACAACAUUUACUUUAAAAAGCGUCCAUACAUACUGACUUGGAGUACAGUAGUUACAUCACUUUUGUAGAACGACUGAGAACAAAUUGGAACCAAGUUGUUUAAAUUUGCUCGAUCUUUGCGGCUACUAAGAUUAUCAAACCGAAUGAGUCGUAUCAAAAAAUAAAAGAUGAUAGAUACAAAAUAAUGCGGGGCAGCAUUUCGUGCAUAUCUAGUUUAUGUUUCAGCCAAACGGUGGCAUCUUUACCAAUAAACUAAGGUUCAUACAAAUCAACUGGAGUAAGAGGUACUAUAGGUUGACACUCUGGCACCUCCUCAUUAGAAUAUUGUUCUUCUUCUUCCUCAAAUACAAUGGACUCACGUCAUUUUGACGGCCGCCCAAUCUUGUUGCUUAUUAUAUUAUCGACCUACAGUUUAACGUGGGUUCCGAACCACGAGAGUUUUUUGUAUGACAAACACUAACAGCCAUGCCCAUGCCAGGAUUCGAACCUGAGACCACACUCGCAUCGUGAACGCUUUGCCCACGGUGCUACCGGGAUCGGCUAGAAUAUUGUUCUAUAUCAGUUUCGUGAAAGCUUUUUUCAGAAAUGGCAUCAGGUAUGUCUGAACCUUCAUUCGACUGAACUUCAAUAUCCCAUGAUACUUCUUCGGACCAUUUUAAAUACAACUCGUUUUUUUUUCAUUAUAGCUGCAAAGAAAAACUACAUGAAUAUCUAAAUAAUAAUAGAAAUAAUAAUAAAAAUACCAAUAAAUACAAUGAUAGAAAUACGAAUGGUUACUUUAAAUAUGUCGGAUAUUGCCCUUUUGUCUAAAUAUGUGCUACAUAUGCAGAGAGGUACAGGGUGUUUCAAAUUCGAGCCACAUCAUUGGGAUUUCGGAAACGGUAAGAGAUACAGGGUCGGUUAAAUUGGGGCAAAGUUGCGUAUUCUUAUGCUUAACAAAAUGCCGUUUUAAAAUUUAAAAAAUUCCGACUACGUACGAAGUUAUUCGGAAAAUACCGAAAUUUUGGAAAAUAGUUUUUAUUUUUUUGUGAGGUUAUUUGAAAACAUAUUUUAAAAUAAUUGACACUUUAUUAUUGUCACUUUUUCUCCUCUACCAGAUGGCGUCGUCAAAUUUAAAAUCCGACGUUUCGUCUUUUGGCAACCAUCAUCAACUUUAUUUUUUUAAACACGGCUCUGGAAUUUUUUUUACUCAUUUUAAUUCCCCUUUUUAUUCUUAGAGAAAUGACAUAUCACAUAGUUUAAUUUUCCAAUAUUUUGAUGUCAAAAAUUUACUUUUAUUAAAAAAAAGUUAAUACUGUCCUGUUGUUUGAAAUAAAAAUUGUCUUGAUGUUAUUUUUCAAUCAAUAACAUGGUAAAAAUAUUGCUAAUAUGUUAUAUUAUAUUAUAUUUUCACAAAUUUUUCUGCAGGCCUGAUGUCUAAGUCUCCGGCUGAAUAACUUGAAAAUUCUUAUUAGCAAAGAUGGCUUUGAAUUAGAAAAAAAUGGACGACCAUCUGUCAUUAAUUGUUUAUAUCUGUUUGACAUUUGGCUUUUUCGAUAUUUUGUGAAAUCAAAAAUGGUAUUCUCCAGUAGCGAACAACGUGAUAUGGUUCAAAUUUACUAUUCUUUGAAUAGAAAUUCGCAAUGCUCCUGCCAACAAUAUCUGGAGCAAUAUCCAGAGCGCCCCCAACCUAAUUAUACGUAUUUCGGAGCUUUGGACAGGAACCUUAGCCUCUAUGGAAGUUUCAUUAAACCUCGAAAUAUGUAUGGGACUCGAGUGCAUCCUGAAACCGAGCAGGCGAUUAUUAAUGCUGUUACCCAAAAUCCGCAAGGUUCAACCAGACAAUUUUCCCGUGAAUUGAAUAUGCCAAGUACCCUUAUCCACAGAGUAUUGAGAAAAAAUCGCUAUCGCCCCUAUAAACUUCAUAUCAGUCAAGAACUUAGGCAUGGAGAUACCGAUAGAAGGCUUCAGUUUUGCAAUUGGUUGAACGAAAAACUGCAAGAUGAUGAAGACUUUUUAAACAAAAUAAUUUGGACAGAUGAAUGUAACUUUUCGACCAACGGGCUAUUUAAUCGGAAUAAUGAACAUUUUUACUCAGUCGAAAAUCCGCCGACAAAACCGCGAAGUAAGAAGACAGGGGCAUAAUUCUUUCAAUGUUUGGGUGGGUCUUUACAGGAAUCGAAUUUUGGGACCUAUUAUAUACGACGGUAAUUUAACUGCUGAGCGCUAUUUAGAUUUAAUUCUGCCAAAUAUAUUCGAUGUUCUUGAAAAUGAACCUCUUGAUAUUAUCCGCGAUUUGUGGUGGCAGCAGGAUGGUGCACCACCCCAUAAUGGAAGGAAUGUCACACGAUUUUUAAAUCAUAAUUUUCCUAAUCAGUGGAUUGGAAAUCAAGGGGUGGUGCGCUGGCCAGCUAGAAGUCCCGAUCUUUCCCCGUUGGAUUAUUUUCUUUGGGGCUAUUUAAAGAACAGACAAUUUAAGAACAUCCCAAAUGAUAUAAACAUUUUACGUGCAAAUUUAUUGACAGAAUUAAGGGGUAUACGAGCCAGGACUAUCCAGCGGGCAGUGUCUGGAAAUUUACGUAGAAGGAUACAGAAAUGUAUUGAGGUGCAGGGUCAACUAUUUGAAUAUUUACAUUAAACUUAAAAUAUUGCAUUUUUUCGCAUUAAGUUCU